CCGGGUGUCUCUGACAGGAUUUUCUACGGCGCUUUGGGGGCGACUUUUUGGUCUUCCGCCUUUUGCCACCGCCCCCCAACCUCCCACACCCCUGCAGGCCCUGCCUCUUCUUGUGUCGCUCCUCCCCGGCCGCCGAGCCCAGGGCUUAGAUCGCAAUCUGGAUCCGGAUCCGGGCCUAGCCCUUCCGCGGGCUGCUACCUCCUGCGGCUCGGGUGGGAGCUGCAGCCGAGCGCGCGGGGCCUUCGCUGCUCCGGCCCGGGAGCUGCUGGGCGGGCAGUGCCGAUAGGCCCUGCUGAGCCCUUCCCCGAGGACACCUGUAGAAGAAUACAUGUUCACUUAUAGUGAACAAGAGCAUGUUCCCAAACUCAAUUUUGGGUCGCCCGCCUUUCACUCCAACCCAUCAACAACAUAACUUUUUUGCCCUGUCACCAACUCUUUAUUCACACCAGCAACUUUUAGAUGCACAAUUCAAUUUUCAGAAUGCAGAUUUGUCUAGAGCUGUGUCAUUACAGCAGUUGACAUAUGGAAAUGUCAGUCCAAUACAGACCUCAGCUUCUCCAUUAUUUCGAGGAAGGAAGAGAUUAAGCGAUGAAAAAAACCUUCCUCUUGAUGGUAAACGGCAACGUUUCCAUUCACCCCACCAAGAGCCAACUAUAGUUAACCACAUAGUGCCUUUAUCAGGUGACAGAAGAUAUUCAAUGCCGCCAUUGUUUCAUACACACUAUGUACCAGAUAUAGUCAGAUGUAUUCCACCUUUUCGAGAAACACCAUUUUUAGAACCUAGAGAACUCACACUGCCUGAGGCCAAAGAUAAGUUGAGUCAACAGAUAUUGGAGUUAUUUGAAGCAUGUCAGCAGCAAGUAAGUGACUUAAAGAAGAAAGAAUUAUGUCGAACACAACUACAGAGAGAAAUUCAGAUGUUAUUUCCACAAAGCAGACUCUUUUUGGUUGGGUCCUCUUUAAAUGGAUUUGGUACCAGGAGCAGUGAUGGUGAUUUAUGCUUGGUUGUUAAAGAGGAACCGUGUUUUUUUCAGGUAAAUCAGAAGACUGAAGCACGGCAUAUACUCACCUUAGUCCAUAAACACUUCUGUACUAGACUUUCUGGCUACAUUGAGAGACCUCAGCUUAUAAGAGCAAAAGUGCCAAUUGUGAAGUUCAGGGAUAAAGUCAGUUGUGUGGAGUUCGACUUGAAUGUAAACAAUAUUGUUGGAAUAAGAAAUACAUUCCUUCUAAGAGCUUAUGCAUAUCUUGAAAAUCGAGUGCGUCCGUUAGUUCUGGUGAUUAAGAAGUGGGCAAAUCACCAUGAGAUAAAUGAUGCCAGUCGUGGUACUUUAAGCAGCUAUAGUCUUGUGUUGAUGGUUUUGCACUAUUUACAAACCCUACCUGAACCCAUCCUUCCAUCCAUCCAAAAAAUUUACCCAGAAACUUUUAGUCCUGCCAUACAGCUGCACCUUGUACAUCAAGCUCCAUGUAAUGUUCCUCCUUACCUCUCAAAAAAUGAAUCAAAUCUUGGGGACCUCUUACUGGGCUUUCUUAAAUACUAUGCUACAGAAUUUGACUGGAACAGUCAGAUGAUUUCAGUUCGUGAAGCCAAAGCCAUUCCCAGACCUGAUGGUAUUGAAUGGAGAAAUAAAUACAUCUGUGUAGAAGAACCUUUUGAUGGAACAAAUACAGCCAGAGCUGUGCAUGAAAAGCAGAAGUUUGACAUGAUCAAGGAUCAGUUUUUAAAGUCAUGGCACAGAUUGAAGAACAAAAGAGAUUUGAACAGUAUACUACCAUUAAGAACUGCUAUCCUGAAAAGAUAAUUGACCUCUCUUUCUUAAUAAAUUCUUCUGAGAAAUAAAGAACAAAAGUAACAGCAUAAUACAUUUUAUUUACCUCCAUCAUGAUUUCUUUUUGAUUGUUCUUGCUUUCAUGUUUUGUUUUUUAAAGGACAUACUAUAUAAAGAUUGCAUAUUUUAUUAUGACAUUUCCUAAUAAAACCCUUUGAUUUAAAGGUG
Molecule: messenger RNA, 2000 nt
Organism: Sorex fumeus (smoky shrew)
Lineage: Eukaryota; Metazoa; Chordata; Mammalia; Eulipotyphla; Soricidae
Gene: TENT2
Product: terminal nucleotidyltransferase 2
Exons: 15
Coding region: 354-1805 (483 amino acids)
Cellular component (GO): cytosol
Molecular function (GO): poly(A) RNA polymerase activity
Source: RefSeq, a predicted model, not a curated record